Plenodomus lingam JN3 is the source of this 2532-nucleotide messenger RNA. RefSeq lists its product as uncharacterized. Lineage: Eukaryota; Fungi; Ascomycota; Dothideomycetes; Pleosporales; Leptosphaeriaceae. Gene Ontology annotation, cellular component: nucleus; cytoplasm. Gene Ontology annotation, molecular function: protein binding. The record is from RefSeq and is a predicted model, not a curated record.
AUGGACACGGGCAGCAGUUUGCUUUCGCUUUGUAAAUCCAUACUGAGCCUGGGCGUCUCACUGAUAAAACUAUCCCAACACGUCACGUUCGUGGACGGCAUUCUCGCCAAUCUAGCAGCAGACACGAAAGCGCUGGGUGAGACGUGCAACGGGCUCUGCAACAGGGUGUCCAGGCUAGCAGACGGCAACACAGCGAGAUGCGAACGGCGGGAGAUUGGGGGUCAGAUAUGGGAUUGGGACGAUUGUCUUGUGUCGCAGAUUGAGGUCUUGCGCGGUACGAUGCAGGAGUUGGAGCAUUUUGUGAAGAAUGAUGGGAUAGUGGAUGCGCAGUCUGCUCACCGACUCAGAGGACUGAAUUACCCUGGUCCACAGCGCGAUUUUGUAAUUCGCCUGCGAAGUAGGGUUUCGAGACAUGUGGGUGGGCUUGGGAUGACGCUUUUGCUGAUGAAUCACUUUUUCGGCAGCAGUGGAGAAGCACGGCAGACGGCAGAGGAUGUGGAGAGAAUGCGAGGUAUGAUUGCGAAGCUGGAACGUGCUCGGACGGGAAAGCCAACAGGCCGCAUGUCUCGCAUCGAGGCGAAGCUGGUGAAGUGUGCACGUGCUGCCAUUGUGGACGUGGACUGCAGUGCGGAAACAAGCAAAGAGAAAUGGGAUAAUUGCAUCGACUCGGCGCAAGCGUCGACUUGGCUUGGAGCACUGGAAGCCUUACGGCUCGAUGAACAGAAUUCAGUACAUCCUAGCACGGCUAUGUUGGCUCCGACUGCUGUCUCUGUGGUGGGAAAGCAUACCCUGAUGACCAGUCCGAGGGCUUCAACAACGGCCAAACCCAGUGUUGCUAUACCAGAGCACACCCACUGCGAAGACGACUUCGACUUGGACCUCGCCCGGGCCGCACUAGAAACGGGCACCUCAGCUUUCAGCACGCAAGCGUGGGAAGAAGCCACCUCACUUCUCCAAGAAGCUUUACGCGCACUCUUACAGCUCAGCCCUGAACAACGUGCGUUUGCUGACAUCUUCGCUUUACACUACAGACUCGCUGUCUGUGCCUAUUACACCCACGAACCAGCGGAUGCAGAACACGCGCUGUUGAGCCUUGACCAGCUGAUGCCGAGUACGGAUGAGCAGAGAAGCUGUGUAUACCACUCGAAGCAUCUACUAGCACAGUUGUAUAUUCGAACGCAGCAGAUCGAACUCGCUCAAGUGCAGUGCGAGAAAGCGCUACAAGGACGGCGACGUGUAUGCGGGAAGCUGAGCGUUGAAGCAUUGGAAUCGUUGGCGCUCAUGGCGCAUGUGUACGUUCUGCUUGGGAACCGGGCGCGUGCAAAAUCGUGUCUUGCCAUGAUGCCGGAAGCACAGAGGAAUGGGGUCCUUCAGAGUGUGGAAGCGGAACUGCAGGGAGUGGUGUCACAUUUGGAUUUUGCGUCCGUGUUGACGCAGGGAAUUGGGAAGGAUUCAAGCGAGGUUGUAGAGCGCGAAUGGGAGAGGGUUUCAUUGGGGUCCGAUGGGGACAGUGUGGCCUCGAGAGGUGGGAAUGGAAGAGGUCUGGCGUCGCCGCUUGGCGUGUAUAGACAGGGUCGUGUGCGUGAAGCGGCUGAUGGGACUGAGAAAUUGCCAUCUCGCAGUCAGAGUCCUUUCGAAACCGUGUCGAGUAGUCCCAAGACACCGCAGUCGAAUCUCGUGCAUCAAGCCGUCCUGGAGGACGACCCACCAUCCUGGAGCAUACCGACUCGGACAUCGAUUAGCAGCGAUCCACUGCACGCCACUACACCCAGCAUCAAACACUCUGACAACAUUUGUCCCGAGCCUCAAACACGUCUUCCGCGCACAGAAAUCCUCCGCAGAAUCGGCUGCCAACCCCGCGACAAACUCGAACAAGCAGUCUGCACCAGCGACCAUGCCCUACUCAACGUACACCUCCGCAAGCGCAAAAGUAUAUGGCGCGCCAGCCUCCGGCCCCGUGGUGCCCCAGAGCGCAUCACAGCGCUGCACUACGCCGCGCUCUUUGGCGAAGUGAACAUGGCACGGCGCCUCGUCGUCGAAGGCAACUUCAACGUUGAUGAGAUUCCGUUUGGCUACAGCACGCGCCUCACGCCGUUGCACUUUGCCAUGGGUGCGCGGCAAGUGGGCAUGGUGGAAAUGCUACUUGCGCAUGGCGCGAGGCCAGUUGAAGAUGAGUCUUGGACUAGCCUUGCGAAGAUGAUGCUGAGUCGGGCGUGGAUUGCUAAAACAAUGUCUGAGGCGGAGCGGGGUGAUGCACCGCAGUGUAUUGCCGCUAUCCUGGCGGUGCUGGUGCGGUUUGGAUGGGAUGUUGAUUUGCCAGAGGGGAAGGAUGGGGAGAGCAUGUUACAUGCGGCCGUGUCGUUUUAUUCUGGCGAUUACGAGUGGGAUGCGCGACUUAAAGUCGCGAUUUGUAAGGUUCUUUGCGUACAUGGUGCGGAUUCUCACGUGAGGAACAAGCACGGGAAGACAGCGUUUGACAUUGCUGCGGCUUCGGGGCAGAAGGAGCUUAUUGAGGUUUUGGUGAAGAAGUGA